AAUGGAGAGCCGCUCAGUCACUCAGCGCGAGACCGAGAGAGAGAGAGAGAGAGAGAGAGAGAGAGAUAAAGAAAGGAACGGGGUUUUGUAUAACCGCUGUAAAAAUGUUGUCGCUUUCUCUGUGGGGCCACUGAGUGUGAGAGGUAGCCCGAGAAACUGGUCGUGUAUGUGACCGGAAGGAAAGCGGAGGACAGGGUGAACUUGGCGAGUGAUGCGGUUUUGAGCUGUGAGCGUGAGAGCGCGCGAGCGAGCGAGCGAGCGAGUGGGUGAGCGCGCGCGCGCGGAGCCAGGCAACUUUCACAUGGCGUGUUGAGCAAAGCCGGGAAGGUGCUCUUCCUCGAGCCGCUUUCUUUCCCUGUGCAACUAAACGGAUACGCGUUUUCUUUCUUUCUUUCUUUUUUUUGCUCUUUUUUUCCCUUCACAGAGACAUGAGUGUAUCCACUCCACUCUGGCUCUGAACAUGUGGAGGAGGAGCGGGAGGCUUAUUUACUAAAAGUGCCAUUUUUGCAAGUUGGACGGAUUUCAUCGCGUGCUAUCGACUGUGAGCAAAGUUUUUUUUUUUCACUUCUUGCAAGUUGGAAUGGAUCUGAAAGCUAGUGGACUAUACAUUCGGCUCGCCCUGCGUGAAACACGGCUCGACACGCGAUAUCUUUAAAAUCGCAUCAUCACCACCACCACCAUCAUCAUCAUUAUCAUCAUCCUUAUUAUCAUUAUUAUUAUUUUGGCACGUGCGCCGAUCAUGUUGGCCAUGCAGCACGCUGUAGGUGUGAGCUCGCGCGACGUCAGUGCUCUCAAGUUGACGCUGUGAGUUUGAAUGGAAACUGAUGAGCUCUGAAACACUGUAUUAACCUCGUGCGUCGCUUCACUCUUUUUCCCCCCGUCUUUCUUUCUCUCUCUCUGUCCCAAGACUCGAUUGAAGACUGAUUGAAGAUUGAAGAAUGUAAUGACUGCUGUUCUUGAAAGCUUUAUUCCUGCACAUAAGCUAAGCAGCUAAGCACACUGCAUCUGAUCCUAUAGCUAAAGCACAGAGACAGAUCUGCUCUUCUUCUGCUUCGUUUGGAUUGUGAGUGAGCAGGAUGGACAAACACUGUGUGGUGUAUCAGAUGGAGUUGACACUUUUGAUGAUCGCAGUGCUGUUUUGGGUCACAGUUUGGGCGGACGACAGCAAGAUCAUUUCAGACAGAUAUGCUGUGUACUGGAACAGCACGAAUCCCAGAUUUGUACGCGGUGAGUACACAGUGGAGGUGGCCAUCAACGACUACCUGGACAUCUACUGUCCGCACUACGAGACGCCACUCCCGCCCGAGCGCAUGGAGCGCUACAUCCUCUACAUGGUUAGCUACGACAGCUACAUCACCUGCAACCACCUUAUCAGAGGCUUCAAGCGCUGGGAGUGCAAUCGGCCACUGAGCCCCAGUGGGCCACUCAAGUUCUCAGAGAAGUUCCAACUCUUUACACCCUUCUCGCUGGGCUUCGAGUUCCGCCCAGGACACGAAUACUACUACAUCUCGUCUCCACAUCCAAACCUUGCUGGAAAGCCUUGCUUGAAGCUCAGAGUGUAUGUCAAGCCUACAAAUGACUCAGUGUACGAGUCGCCGGAGCCGUUUCUGACAGAUGACACCAACAGCGGUCACUUCCUGUCCCCGUGUCUCUUUCUGUUGUUGCUUGCGCUCCUCAUGCUCUUCAGCUCCUCCUAGCACUGUGGCUCUUCACAGCACAGCAUACACCCACUCACGCACACGCACACGGGCACACACACACCACACACACACCACACACACACACACAUACACACAUACAGACAUACACAUACAUCCCAAUCCAGCAUGCAGCUUAGCAUUGCUGAUUCUCCCCAAACAAAAAAAAAAAAAAAAAUCCCAUAAACCGCCCACUACAUAUACUCUCUCUUGUCCAUUCAGUUCUGAGCAUUGCAUCUUCAUCACAUCAUCUUCAUCUGAUGAUAAAAGACUGCCAUUGAGAAAAGACUCAUUUGGGGAAAAGAUGUAUAUGAAAUAUGAGAAAAGACUAAUUGGGGGGGGAAUGUUGCUUCUUCUGUCAUGCACUAAGUGAAGAUGGCUAAGUGUGCUCUAUGAUUUUGCUCACAAGCAUCUGAAACAUCUGCGUGUUUGUCUCUACCGACGUGCCCCAAGUAGAAACCACCCGUCUAACCACCAUCGAUCCUGUGGAUGUAGUUACUGUACAGCAUUUCUGCGCAGCAUUUAGAGAAAGAGUGCAUUUUGCAGGGCAUGUGUACCUUUCUCUGAGCAAUCCCCAGCGCCUUUACUGAAAAGAAAAAAAUAUAUAUAUAGAUCUGAAGAAGAAUCCAGGAAGUAACUUCAGUAAAGAAAGUGGAUGUAGUAAAAAAAAAAA
Molecule: messenger RNA, 2370 nt
Organism: Pangasianodon hypophthalmus (striped catfish)
Lineage: Eukaryota; Metazoa; Chordata; Actinopteri; Siluriformes; Pangasiidae
Product: ephrin-A2
Exons: 4
Coding region: 1077-1697 (206 amino acids)
Biological process (GO): ephrin receptor signaling pathway; osteoclast differentiation; axon guidance
Cellular component (GO): plasma membrane
Molecular function (GO): ephrin receptor binding
Source: RefSeq, a predicted model, not a curated record